Molecule: messenger RNA, 1056 nt
Organism: Acanthisitta chloris (rifleman)
Lineage: Eukaryota; Metazoa; Chordata; Aves; Passeriformes; Acanthisittidae
Gene: TNIP3
Product: TNFAIP3 interacting protein 3
Exons: 13
Biological process (GO): cellular response to lipopolysaccharide; regulation of transcription by RNA polymerase II
Source: RefSeq, a predicted model, not a curated record
AUGGGUAAUACUUCGGUUAGGUGUGAAAGUAAAGAGCUUGAUGUUGAAAUAAGGAACCUGAUAGGAAAGAAUAACACUUCUCAGUCAUGUGAGGACCCCAAGCCUGUUGCCCAAGAGAGUUCAAACCCUCAGAGAACUCCAUGUUCCCCUAAGAUAUGUGGUGAAGCAAGUGCUCAAGGCCACCUUGGAUGCACAUGGGCAGGUGUGAGUGACAUGGAAGCCCCAGCAGACCCACUGGAAUCAAAGCACCACUUACUGACCAAAAAGAAGACAAUAGCAUCCAAUUCUCUGGAACAACAGAUCCUCUCACUGGAAAGACAGAGACGAGAGCUUCUGGAGGUGAACAAGCAAUGGGAUCAUCAGUUUAGAAGUAUGAAACAGCUUUAUGAAAAACAGCUGGCAGAGAUGAAAGCCAAGCUGGACAUGUCAGAGAGGAGAGUGAGUGAACUGGAGCAAGAGAGACAUCAGCAGCAUCCAGCAGAGGAGAGGUGGCAAGUGCUGGGCAGAGAGAAGCCAUUGCAGGAAAAGAAAGAAACAGAGGUCCUUAGUGAAGCUCUCCAUGAAGUGAGGGAAGAGAACAGGCUCCUGAAGCAGAAGAAUGCCUCAAUGAUUAGAAAGAAAGAACACUAUGAGUGUGAAAUAAGUCGUCUCAAUAAGGCCCUUGUGGAUGUGUUGAAAAAGCAGCACUCACCUGUUCUUGAGACUCCUCCAGAGAAGGGUGACAAGAACAGCAUUGAGGAGAUGAGAACCCAACUUGAAGUUCUGAGACAGCAGGUACAAAUAUACGAGGAAGACUUCAGAAAGGAGAGAUCUGACAGAGAAAGACUUAAUGAGGAGAAGGAAGCAUUGCAGAAACUUAACGAGAGAUUACAGUCUCAACUGAAUAAACUCAGCUCUCAGGUAUGAGUCAAAAGAAAGUUCCCACUGCCAGCACAUUAUCAGAGGCAAACAAAAGAGCUCCCACCAGACUAUCAGUGGUAUGUUCCUGACCAGCUUCCGCCAGAUGUGCAGCACAAGCCAAAUGACUCACCCUCGGAGAAGGGAGCCCAUCGCUGA